This is a messenger RNA of Pocillopora verrucosa, 1170 nucleotides long. RefSeq names its product developmentally-regulated GTP-binding protein 1-like. The record is from RefSeq and is a predicted model, not a curated record. Lineage: Eukaryota; Metazoa; Cnidaria; Anthozoa; Scleractinia; Pocilloporidae. Gene Ontology annotation, biological process: cytoplasmic translation. Gene Ontology annotation, molecular function: GTP binding; GTPase activity. Gene Ontology annotation, cellular component: cytoplasm.
AGUUCACGUGCGAAAAGUAAAGUAUCGAUCGACUUGUAGUAUUUUGGAAGAGUGUAUUCUCUCAUUUUCGCCAUGGGUAUCCUCGAAAAAAUCGCCGAAAUAGAAAAUGAGAUGGCGCGAACGCAGAAGAACAAGGCAACAGCCCACCAUCUUGGAUUGUUGAAAGCUCGAUUAGCGAAAUUACGGAGGGAACUCAUCACACCAAAAGGCGGAGGGGGAGCAACAGGAGAGGGUUUUGAUGUGGCAAAGACUGGUGAUGCUAGAAUUGGCUUUGUUGGGUUUCCAUCUGUUGGAAAGUCAACUCUUUUGACCACUCUGGCAGGCGUCUACUCAGAAGUUGCUGCUUAUGAAUUCACCACCCUUACCACUGUUCCUGGUGUGAUUCGGUAUAAAGGAGCCAAAAUUCAACUCCUUGAUUUGCCAGGGAUUAUUGAGGGGGCUAAGGAUGGCAAAGGAAGAGGUCGUCAAGUUAUCGCAGUUGCCAGGACAUGCAGCCUGAUUUUUAUAGUACUAGAUGUGCUAAAGCCCCUGGGACACAAGCGACUCAUUGAGCAUGAAUUGGAAGGAUUUGGUAUAAGGCUGAAUAAGGAACCACCAAAUAUAACAUUCAGAAAGAAAGAAAAGGGUGGAAUCAACCUGCAGACCACAUGCACCCAGUCUGAGCUGGACAUUGAUUCGGUGAGAUCCAUCUUGAGUGAAUACCGCAUUGCUAAUGCUGACAUAACCCUGAGAUAUGAUGCCAAUGCAGAUGAUCUCAUUGAUGUCAUUGAAGGAAACAGGGUUUACAUUCCUUGCAUCUAUAUUCUGAACAAAAUUGAUCAAAUUUCAAUAGAAGAAUUAGAUUUGAUCUACCGCAUACCACAUGCAGUUCCAUUAUCAGCUCACCAUAAGUGGAACUUUGAUGACUUGCUAGAAAAAACUUGGGAAUACCUCAGUCUUAUAAGAAUAUAUACAAAGCCUAAAGGUCAGCUACCAGAUUAUGAAAGCCCUGUGGUGUUGAAAAAUGGCCAGUCAUCUAUUGAAGACUUCUGUAACAACUUACACAAGAGCAUCAUGAAAGAAUUCAAACAUGCAUUAGUUUGGGGUUCAUCUGUGAAAUUUAGUCCACAGAAAGUUGGUAAAGAGCAUAUAUUGCAAGAUGAAGAUGUUGUUCAAGUAGUAAAAAAGUAA